This is a messenger RNA of Auanema sp. JU1783, 722 nucleotides long. The record is from the annotation of a GenBank genome assembly. NCBI's taxonomy places the organism in Eukaryota, Metazoa, Nematoda, Chromadorea, Rhabditida, Rhabditidae.
UUGUUAGAUAAGUUCGAGGGAGCGUCUGUUGGUAUCAUUUGUGAUGUCUAUUACUCUGGGAUGAGUCAUCGAUACUUUGUUAAGUGUCGUCAAACUGGAUGGCGAUCCUCAUCUAUGUCGAUUGAAAAUGGAAAUAUCACUGUGAAUCCACCAUUCAUUCAAGAAAUGUUUAUUUAUAAGCUUUUCUCGUUGAUCAAUGUUGGUGGUGAAGUACAUUUCCCUCUUCCAAUGACUCCCGAGAGCAAGAAGCCUCUCUACAUUGCCACUAGAAACGUAACAUUCACACUAGCCAAGGAACUCACUCGCGCGACCAUAAAUUAUGAAACUAUUUCACUAGUUUACUUUCUGCAGUUCAUUCUUUCUUUGGGAGAUGUUCUAACAAACGGAGCGAAUUAUGGGCACACUAUUGAAGGUCAUCCUGUUAUUGUGGACUUUUGUAUCAUUCCCAAGGAUGAUUAUUUGCUCACAGAUGAACAAAUUUCAACUUUUUGGAAUGAAAAAGUUCACUGUACCUCUCAAUUCAUCUCGGAGGGACUUCAGAACAUUCCAAAAGAGAGAAAAGAGGAAAUAAUUCGCAAAGCUAUCCAGGAAUGGAAACUUUUUGAAGCCUUGGAUCAAGCCAAGAUUUAUGUAGAACAAUUUGUUGCAGAAAAUGAACAUAGGUUAGAAGUCAGCGGGGAUCUCAAUGGAUAUGUUAAGGACAUUCAAACAAAUAUCAACAG